This is a messenger RNA of Gasterosteus aculeatus aculeatus (three-spined stickleback), 2227 nucleotides long. RefSeq names its product ribitol-5-phosphate xylosyltransferase 1. The record is from RefSeq and is a predicted model, not a curated record. Gene Ontology annotation, molecular function: ribitol beta-1,4-xylosyltransferase activity. Gene Ontology annotation, biological process: protein O-linked glycosylation via mannose. NCBI's taxonomy places the organism in Eukaryota, Metazoa, Chordata, Actinopteri, Perciformes, Gasterosteidae. Gene Ontology annotation, cellular component: Golgi apparatus.
CUCGGAAUGUAUACAAGGGUCCGCUCACCAAAAGAUGGAGAGCAGCUACACAAUGGUAACCUGAGAGAAUACAAUUAAAUGAAAAUGAAAAUACCAAAAAGAAAGCUAUUCCUCCUAAUUAUUUUUGCCUACGUGGCAUUUUCCCUCUAUGCUGCAUACAAUGUCUUCUUCAGCACCAAAGUCAUCUCCCGCGUUCACAGGGUGGUGAAGAAAGAGACGGGGGCGCUCUCGGAUGGUGCCAAAGACGGCGGUGCUCCUUUUUUAGCCCGUGACUGGAAUCCGUGGGAGGAUGAACAGGUGGACUACAACUCCGAUCUCACCAAAAAGAGGCAGGCCUUCAAACAGCAACUGGGUCGAAUACACCAGAACCAACCCAAACGAUACAGGGUGCAGAUCUGGGGUAAAGCUGCCAUAGGGAUUUACCUUUGGGAACAUAUUUUAGAGGGACCCCUGAACCCUACUGACAAGAUCGCACAAUGGCAAGAGGGGGAACUGCAGUCAGGAAAGAUAGAUUUCAGUUUUUACACAGGUCCUGCUGUGGUCCAGGGGCAUGUCCCUCUGGAUAUGAACAGCCUGGUUCUGGUUCUGAAUGGCCGGGAACAGCAGAAGGUCUCUUACUCCACACGGUGGCUGGAGCAUGUCCAAGCGCUGGUACAGUCCCGCACAGUGUCACAUGUGGCGGUGGUCCUGCUGGGAAAUGAGCACUGCAACAACGACUUCAUUGCCCCAUACUUAAAGAGAAAUGGUGGAUUUGUGGACUUACUGUUUGUAGUUUACGACAGCCUAUGGGUCAACGACAAGGAUGUCUUCCAGUGGCCCCUUGGUGUUGCCACAUACAGGCAGUUUCCAAUGAUCAGGCCAAAUGCCCAACUGAUUACCUCCAACAGGCCAUACCUCUGCAAUUUCCUAGGAACUAUUUACAAAAAUUCCUCCAGAGAAAUUCUUAUGCAGGUGCUAAAACAAUCUGGUCUGGAUAAGGAAUGCAUCACCACUGCCAGGGAGAAAUGGCUCCCUCAGGAGACAGCAGACAGUUUGAAACGCUAUCAGACGGCUCUGGCCCAGAGCGAGCUCACUCUGUGCCCCAUCGGAAUCAACACCGAGUGCUACCGCAUCUACGAGGCCUGCUCCUAUGGCUCAGUGCCCGUGGUGGAAGAUGUACUGGCGCCUGGGUCCUGCGCGUCCGGGUCCAGCUCCCCGCUGCGUUUGCUCAAAGCUGCAGGAGCACCCUUCGUUUUCAUCAGUAACUGGAAGGAGCUGCCGGCCAUCUUGGAGCGGGAGAGGGGGAUGAGCCAGGAGCAGAGGGUGGACAGGAGGAGGAGGCUGCUGGAGUGGUACGCAGGCUUCCGUCAGCAGAUGAAAGAGAGGUUCACAGAGGUCAUCGAGGAGACUUUCUUCAAAAGUGGCUGACGGCUGUGUUCAUCAAAACAUACAUUUAAAAGGUACACAGGGGUAUACAGCCGUUCAAUAUUGGUUUAAUUCAUUUCUGUGGUUUGUGGAUAAAUGUGUCGUACUACGGAUGUUGUGUGCCUGAUGAUGUUUAGAGUAAUAUUCCUGUGCGGGUUAUUAUGAAACCAUUUGUGUGUGCUGUAAGGUGGCCAUUACUAUUCAUUAAAGAACCCCAUGACAUUAUUUACAUGGGUCAUGUCCAUCAUCCUAAUGUUUACAAAGGUGGAAAGUCCGGGCGUUUAGAAAACACUCAAAUAUACUGCCUUUGCAUUUUGAAGAUCUUAUAUUAUUUCAAACCAUGUUUUAUAUCUGUUUGUACUCACUUCAUGUUGUGAUUUUCUGGAAACACUAAACAUUGGGGAGUAGAAUGAGAUGAGAUGUGUUUUCAAGCCUCAUUUGAAAAUGGUGCUUAGAGCUUUUAUCUUAUAAUUGACUGGAAAACUGAUGCUGUUUCUUUGGCAUGUGACAAUUUUCUGAUCAAAGUUUCAUUGGUGUGGUGCAUGUAUGUUUCAAGACGUUUUGGUCCUGGACUGAAAGAAGCCGAUGUGCUUGUAUGCAUUUAUUUUCAUACGCGGUAGAUGGCGCUGUGGUCCAGCUAAUCGUUAGUGGCAACAAUGAUCUCGGACGACGGCAAACGCUUUGUGAAGUUAGGAGAAGUGAACGCGCUAAAGCAUGCUGACAUCUUUGAUAUACGUACUGUGCAUUUGACUGCUUGUCUUUUGGAAUAUAUUUGGAAUAUAUGAUGAAUAACGUAACAAUAAAAUACAUGUAUAUUAUAUUA